UCCAUCAGCUGACAAAUAUCUGAGUUCAGUUCUGUCACUCACGGGAUAUGUUCAGUCAGAGAGGCUCAGGACGCGGGGUCGGUGUGUAUGCAGUAAUGUUCAAGAGCAGUUUACAAAAGUAAAAUACUUUUCAAAUCUGCAAUGAAUCAUGAAGAGGAGUCGAGGCCGCUGUUGGCAGAGGAGGAUACUGAACAGAGAGCAGAGACAGAUGCCUAUCUGGACAAAGUUAAAAAUGGGAAGUUGUACAUGGCCACAUUUGCAGCUGUUCUUGGCCCUCUCAGCUUUGGCUUCGUGCUUGGCUACAGCUCUCCUGCCAUACCAGAUCUGCGACAAAUCCCUGACCCAAGACUAAGACUCACUGUUGAAGAAGCCUCCUGGUUUGGGUCUGUGGUGACGAUUGGAGCCGGGCUGGGAGGCCUGCUGGGAGGCUGGGUGGUGGAGAAGAUUGGGCGGAAGCUGAGUCUCAUGUUCUGUGCUUUGCCGUUCAUUUUCGGUUUCACCAUCAUCAUUGCUGCUCAGAACCACUGGAUGCUGUAUGUGGGACGGGUGCUUACUGGUAUAGCCAGUGGAGUUACAUCUCUUGUUGUGCCUCUCUAUAUCUCAGAAACAUCUCAUGAGCGUGUAAGAGGAACAAUGGGCUCCUGUGUGCAGCUCAUGGUAGUGAUUGGAAUCAUGGGAGCCUAUGUUACUGGUCUGUUCCUGGACUGGGGAUGGCUGGCCAUCACCUCCUCCAUUCCCCCUACACUGAUGCUGGUGUGUAUGUGCUUCAUGCCAGAGACGCCGCGCUACCUGCUAUCUCAGGGAAAGAGGCGUGAAGCAGAAGAGGCACUGCGCUUCCUUAGAGGACGCGACACACCAGUUGAGUGGGAAUGUGCCAGGAUAGAAGCAGCCACUCGAUAUGAGGAAGGAAGUCUCAGUCGGGCUGAUCUGAAAGACCCUGGUGUGUAUAAACCCUUAGGAGUGGGCAUCAUCAUGAUGCUCUUACAGCAGUUCACUGGCAUCAACGCCAUCAUGUUCUACGCAGAAACUAUAUUUGAACAAGCGCACUUCCAGAAUGGAAGUGUUGCGUCGGUUAUUGUAGGAGCCACUCAGGUAAUCUUCACAGCAGCCGCGGCUCUUGUCAUGGAUCGAGCUGGAAGGAAAAUUCUCCUCAUCCUGUCAGGUGUUGCCAUGUGUGUCAGUGAAGCAGCUUUUGGUGUUUAUUUCAAGUUGUCUGCAACAAAGCAUGGUAACUCUACAUUGUUCAGCACAGUUAUGGAAGCCCAGGAUGCAGUCAGUGAAGCCACACACACUGAUCUCUCCUGGCUCGCGCUUACUAGCAUGGGCAUUUUUAUAGCAGGUUUUGCACUGGGUUGGGGGCCUAUACCAUGGCUCGUGAUGUCUGAGAUUUUUCCCACCAAAGCUCGAGGGCUCGGAAGUGCUGUGUGUGUACUCACUAACUGGAGUUGUGCCUUCAUCGUCACCAAGACCUUCCAGAAUCUCACGGAUGUCAUAACCAGUGCAGGAACGUUCUGGAUGUUCUCGUGUCUCUGUGCCCUCAAUGUCAUCUUCACUGUCUUCUUUGUCCCGGAGACUAAAGGCAAAACACUGGAAGAGAUUCAGGCACAUUUUAAAGGAACUCAUUCUCACUAACCUCAAGUUAAGCCUCUGUUCUCACCGCUAGCACCAAAGUAAAAAAUUUGAACAUCUUCACUGGAUUUCUUGAUAUAAUAGUAGUUACUGAACAACAUGCCUAACAACAGCAACAGGUCACUUGUCUCCAAAGAUUACUAAUGGGAACUAUUUACGAAAUUGUCUUUCAAGGGAAUAUUGAAAAGCCCUUUAGUACAGGUGUACCGGGACUUACAUUUGUAUUUUAUUUGUUUUGAUAAUAAAGGCACUUGCUCUAUCAAAGUGUAAAAUCAGAUUCAUAUCUUCUGAAGUUUACCUUCUUAAGGGAUCUUUAACAAAUGGCACUUGCUUACAAUGUUACGCUACACUGCGAGUAAUUGAAACUUUUUAUAAGAGUUCAGUGUCAUAAAACAUUAGAUGAAGGUACUUGAUUAGAUCACUUUAGUUCAGAUGAAUCUUCACAGUAAAUAACACAGCAAAAUUGCUGGUUUAAUAAGCUAAUAAGCUAAUGUUCUUGAAGACACCUCCAACUACCAAUGAACUAACACCAUACUUUGAUACAUGUGUAAAUAAUAUCUCAUGGUUAUAAUCUUUCUCGGUUUUUGUUGAUUGAUUGUUUUUGAGAAAACCAACCUAAACACUAUGUGUCUGUGUGCUGUUUUAAAUGUAUUUUUGUUAAAGUUUAAAUUAAUAAAUUGUAACUGUAUUGACAAACUGA
Messenger RNA from Pangasianodon hypophthalmus (striped catfish), 2329 nucleotides. It is a transcript of the gene slc2a8, whose product is annotated as solute carrier family 2 member 8. The record is from RefSeq and is a predicted model, not a curated record. Gene Ontology annotation, cellular component: membrane. Lineage: Eukaryota; Metazoa; Chordata; Actinopteri; Siluriformes; Pangasiidae. The transcript has 10 exons. Gene Ontology annotation, molecular function: transmembrane transporter activity. Bases 142 to 1632 code for a protein of 496 amino acids. Gene Ontology annotation, biological process: transmembrane transport.